Corythoichthys intestinalis (scribbled pipefish) is the source of this 3403-nucleotide messenger RNA. RefSeq names its product aldehyde dehydrogenase 7 family, member A1 (gene aldh7a1). The record is from RefSeq and is a predicted model, not a curated record. The transcript is spliced from 2 exons. Gene Ontology annotation, molecular function: aldehyde dehydrogenase (NAD+) activity. Bases 131 to 1753 code for a protein of 540 amino acids. NCBI's taxonomy places the organism in Eukaryota, Metazoa, Chordata, Actinopteri, Syngnathiformes, Syngnathidae.
CGUCAGAGCAGCCGUCCAAUCAGAAAGCGAUACAGCGACGAGGGCGUGGUGACGAGUAAAUCAGGGGACCGCAAUAUUAGCUCCAUGCUCGACAGUGGACGUGGCCCUGCGUAUCACACAGCAAACACUCAUGCAGCACUGCCUCAACCUGACUAUUGCCCGACACAGCAGGCUCCUCUUGAAUAAUAAACUGCCAUCUGUUCACCAAUCAGCAGCCAUGUCGAGUCUUCUUAUUAGCCAGCCCAAAUAUGCUUGGCUGAAGGAGUUGGGUCUUUCAGAGGACAAUCCCGGGGUUUACAAUGGCAGCUGGGGAGGCAGUGGAGAGGUUAUCACCUCUUACUGCCCCGCCAACAACGAGCCAAUUGCCAGAGUAACCCAGGCCACGAUGAAAGAGUAUGAAGAAACUGUAUGCAAGACAAAGGAAGCCUGGAAGAUGUGGGCUGAUAUUCCGGCUCCGAAAAGAGGGGAGAUUGUCAGGCAGAUUGGAGAUGGCCUGAGAAAGAAAAUCAAAGUUCUUGGGAGCUUGGUGUCACUAGAAAUGGGAAAAAUUUAUGUUGAAGGUGUGGGAGAAGUUCAGGAAUAUGUUGAUGUCUGUGAUUAUGCUGUUGGUCUUUCGAGAAUGAUUGGUGGGCCCGUCCUCCCUUCAGAAAGGCCAGGCCACGCCCUGAUCGAACAGUGGAACCCAGUUGGUCUUGUUGGCAUCAUCACCGCCUUCAACUUCCCUGUGGCAGUCUAUGGCUGGAACAAUGCCCUCGCUCUCACCUGUGGCAAUGUCUGCCUGUGGAAAGGAGCACCAACUACACCUCUAACAAGUGUGGCUGUUACAAAGAUUGUAGCUGAGGUGCUGGAGCAGAACAACCUGCCAGGUGCCAUCUGCUCCAUGACCUGUGGAGGGGCUGAUAUUGGCACAGCCAUGGCCAAAGAUGAACGAGUAGAUCUGUUGUCUUUCACCGGUAGCACCCACGUUGGCAAGAUGGUAGGCACAAUGGUCCAGGAAAGGUUUGGUCGGAAGCUGCUGGAGCUUGGCGGGAACAAUGCCAUCAUUGUGUUUGAGGAUGCCGAUCUUAGUCUGGUUGUGCCCUCCGCAGUGUUUGCAUCUGUUGGAACUGCAGGCCAACGCUGCACCACCACGAGAAGGCUAAUGCUGCAUGAGAGUGUCCAUGACACAGUGAUUGAGAGGAUCACCAAGGCCUAUAAGCAAGUCCGCAUUGGAGAUCCCUGGGAUCCCAGCACCUUGUAUGGGCCUCUGCACACCAAACAAGCUGUGGAACAGUAUUUGUCUGCAAUUGAAAAAGCCAAGCAGCAAGGUGGUACUGUCGUCUGUGGAGGAAAAGUGAUGGAUCGUCCUGGAAAUUAUGUUGAGCCCACCAUCAUCACUGGGCUGGCUCACGACGCUUCAGUUGUCCACACUGAAACCUUUGUCCCCAUCCUCUAUGUCCUCAAAUUCAAAACUGAGGAAGAGGCAUUUGCCUGGAACAACGAGGUGAAGCAGGGCCUAUCCAGCAGCAUCUUUACCAAAGAUCUGGGACGGAUUUUUCGCUGGCUCGGGCCUAAAGGAUCUGACUGUGGCAUCGUGAAUGUCAACAUACCAACGAGUGGUGCUGAAAUCGGAGGGGCAUUUGGCGGAGAGAAACACACAGGAGGAGGCAGAGAGUCUGGAAGUGACUCCUGGAAGCAGUACAUGAGGCGCUCAACCUGCACCAUCAACUACAGCAAGGAUCUUCCUCUUGCACAGGGAAUCAAGUUUGAGUGACACUUGUCUGAACGGCAAUGGAUAUUGUGACGUCAUCUCUUGUCACUGCUUCUAAAUUAGAAAAGGUCAAUUUUUUUAGACAAAUUUAACUGCUAUAUAUGAAAUACAUCUAUGGUUUGGGAGUUAGAUUUGAAUCAGGGAAGUCUGUAGACACUUUGCAAACCUUAAGAAGUUGCUGAUUGAUUUCAUCAUGCUGAUUUUGCGGUUUUGUACAAGCACUUAGAAAAGGAGUUUCUGUGCUUUAAGAAUGUUCAAGAUACCUUAUUCUUCUAAAAUAAAAGAUUAACCAUUUAUUCUGGUCCAAUCUUAUUAGUUUAUUUAAUAUAUUAAAAGGAAAUUGGUUGUACUGUACCCGGGAAUCACCAUCACUGUGUUUAUUAACUGUCAUUCCUAAAAUGUUUAAUAUUUUUAUAAAUUCUCCAAAUUAAUAUCACUGGUGCAGAAUUCUGCGAUCUCCCAAAAUAUGAAAGGACAGUGAGAACUAGCAGAAACACGAAUAACUAACAAAAUCAUACAUGAAGGAAAUUACCGUAAACACAGGAGCCAUUUAUUCUGCACAUUUAACAAUUUCUAAUUGAUUGGUCUGUAUUACUGUAGACAGUCAAAAUGUUAUGAUUCAGAUUCAAGAAUGCAUCUUGGUUCUGCUUGCAAUACAGUGGGGAGUAGGGAUUGCCGAUACUCAAGGCAGAGAAAGAACAGAGUAACUCAGCAGGACCAAAAUCGCCAUUUAUUAAAAUACAAAAACCACAAUGAAUUACAAAUUUUCUGUGUUCGUUUUGCAAGUUCCGAGUAUGAAUAAUAAUAAUAAGUUUAAAAAAAAAAGUUAAAACCUCUGAACCGCCACAGUGACAUCAGCUUUGCUUGAUUGACAUUCAUGCAAAAAAUUUGUUCUAAUGGAAACAAAAUUGUAACCAAUGUGCUGUAUGGAUUCAAAAGAAGCUGAAUUCAUCAAUGAAUGUGAACAGUCAUGCAAUAUGCCUGUUGGUUAUAAUUUAAUCCAAACUGGGACAGACAGUGAUGCUAUUCCACGCAAUUGGAAAAGGAAAGGUUUAAAAAAUUUAUCCAUGACCUAAUGCAAAAUCGCUAUAUUCAAAAAGAAUUUCGGCUGCAUAUUUACUUAUGAUAGCUGGAGUGCUGAACAUCCCCUCCUGAUGUUACUAAAAUUAAGGCAGGCAUACCUGUCAAGUUGUACGGUUUUAGGGCAAUUUGCACAAGUGAGCACUGAUUUCUAAAUGUGUACACCGUACAUUCAAAAUCUGUACGUUUUUUGUGCAUUACUUUUUUUUUCUCUGUUCGGAUUUUGUCACCGUUUCAGCAACGAGACAAUGCGCGUUACUACGUUGGUUGAAGGACGCGAGAAAAGCCAGAAACACUGAGAGAAAAGAGUGUUUGUUGUGACGCUGUAGCAAACGCGAUGCUAUAUGGGGCGCUGUUUGUAAAGCAGAACAUGCUGAAAAUUACGACAUUUUCUCACAUUUAGCGCCACACAGUGUUUAAAAUGCGGUGUGAAAUUUUGAGUCACUUUUUUUUGCACAUUUACGACAUUGUUUAGCAACUUAAAUAUUUAUUUUUAAAUAAUAAGUAUUGGACCUAAAUGUGUAAAUCUAGAACUAAAUAAUAUACAUGUAAAUGUUAAAUUUAUAUCGUGAA